Spodoptera frugiperda (fall armyworm) is the source of this 2656-nucleotide messenger RNA. It is a transcript of the gene Nop60B, whose product is annotated as H/ACA ribonucleoprotein complex subunit 4. Lineage: Eukaryota; Metazoa; Arthropoda; Insecta; Lepidoptera; Noctuidae. The record is from RefSeq and is a predicted model, not a curated record. Gene Ontology annotation, molecular function: pseudouridine synthase activity; RNA binding. Bases 234 to 1772 code for a protein of 512 amino acids. Gene Ontology annotation, biological process: mRNA pseudouridine synthesis; rRNA pseudouridine synthesis; snRNA pseudouridine synthesis. Gene Ontology annotation, cellular component: box H/ACA snoRNP complex. The transcript is spliced from 2 exons.
AACGCGUGCGACAUCUGGCGAAACCACUUCCAAAAUAAACGUAGACCUCGCUCGCCGAGCCUGCUUGUCUGGAACUAACCUAUAAUAUAGUACGGCACGUGUCGGCUCUUUGUUUGUGCGUUUUAAAAUAAAAUUUACAAACAAUACUUACAUUCGGCGCGUCGCGUUAACCCAAAUACUGGGUUAAACAAUCAUAGUGAGUAAUCAAUCAAGAAACAACUAAAAAUCUUAAAAUGACGGAGGUUUUACAACCCGGCGCAGAAGUGUUUUCGGAGAAGAAAAAGAAGAAAGUCAAGGAUGGAGUAUCUUUGGGCACGUUUCAAAAGCUCGGAGAUUUUAAAAUCGAGCCAACAGAAAGUGUAACUAAGUUAGAUACAGCAUAUUGGCCAUUGUUAUUGAAGAACUUCGAUCGUCUCAAUGUGCGCACCAACCAUUACACGCCGCUGCCAUUCGGCCACUCGCCGCUGAAACGUCCGAUCGGGGAAUAUGUGAAGGCUGGCUUCAUAAACGUGGACAAACCGAGCAACCCAAGCUCCCACGAAGUCGUUUCAUGGAUUAAACGCAUUUUAAAAGUGGAAAAAACGGGGCACUCCGGCACGCUAGAUCCCAAAGUGACAGGUUGUUUGAUCGUGUGCAUUGACCGCGCGACGAGGCUCGUGAAGUCACAACAGAACGCCGGUAAGGAGUAUGUGGCUGUCUUCAGUUUGCAUUCGGCUGUUGAGAAUGUGCAGAAGGUCACACAAGGUUUGGAGAAGCUGCGGGGAGCUUUAUUCCAGCGCCCGCCUCUUAUCUCGGCCGUUAAGCGUCAGUUGCGUGUGCGGUCAGUAUACGACAGUAAACUCCUCGAUUUCGACACGGAGCGCAACAUUGGUGUGUUCUGGGUGAGCUGCGAGGCUGGCUCCUACAUCCGUACCAUGUGUGUCCACUUAGGACUCAUGCUCGGAGUGGGUGGACAGAUGAUUGAACUCCGAAGAGUCCGGUCUGGCAUCCAAGGAGAACAGGAAGGCAUGGUGACCAUGCAUGACAUCUUAGACGCUCAGUGGGCCUAUGAAAACCACAAAGAUGAGACUUACCUCCGUAGAGUAAUCAAACCGCUGGAAGGUUUACUAGUAGCACAUAAGAGAAUAUUCAUCAAAGACAGUGCGGUGAACGCAGUCUGUUACGGAGCUAAAGUACUACUGCCUGGUAUUUUAAGGUACGAAGAUGGUAUCGAAAUUGAUCAAGAAAUUGUCAUAGUAACUACUAAGGGUGAAGCGGUUGCGUUAGCUAUUGCUAUGAUGACUACUUCAACCAUGGCAUCAUGUGACCACGGUGUAGCAGCCAAGCUGAAGAGGGUGAUCAUGGAACGAGACACAUACCCAAGGAAAUGGGGCCUAGGACCGAAGGCUUCGCACAAAAAGCAGCUAAUCUCGCAGGGCAAACUAGAUAAAUUUGGCAAGCCCAACGAGAAUACGCCAGCGGAGUGGCUUAAUAGUUACGUAGAUUAUAAAGUGAAGAAUGAGAAUGGUAACGUUGAGGCUGAGGAGGUUGGUAGGAAGAGGACGGCUAGCACUGCGAAUGCUGAUGAUCCGAACAACUCCGUAGAAGUUAAGUCAGAGAAGAAAAAGAAGAAGAAGAAGAGGGAUAGCGAGGCUGCGGAUAUUACAAUGGAGGAUGGUGCAGGCGAUGCUACAGUGGAAGCAGAAACAACGACAGAGGUCGACUCGUCAUUACGCAAAGAAAAGAAAAAAAAGAAAAAGAAGGAUCGAGACCAAGAAAAGGCAGAUGAAUAAAUAAAAAUGUACCAUAAUACUAUAGAUUUUAAGUUGAGAAUAUUAAAUAAGCUGAAAGAGAUAGGAAAUAAGCAAUAUUCAGUUCAAGUGAUAAAUCGAUUUGGUAAAGGUGAGCGUCCACAGAUCCGCAUCGUACGCAUCCCAUCAAAUGGAUUAAUUUUUUAGACUGCGUCCACUGUAUCGAUAGCGUUCAGAUUGCCGAAGUGAGUAGUAGCAAUCGGAUUGCCGAUACAUUUUUCACUCGCAUUUUUGGCAUCGACAUUCCGUAUAACUUCAUCGGUAAGCAUCGCAUGUAGGCAUUGCCUAUGAGCGGUCCGUACGAUACGGAUCAGUGGACGCAGUUGUAUGAGUUUCUAUACAAGACAAACUAAAAUCCGUUGCGUACGAUGCGGGCCUGUGGACGCGUACCUACCUUAAGAAAGAAAUUGAAAGAUGCCCUUUUGCGCGGUUUCCCGCCUUUUUGUUCUUUUUUUAUUCUGACAUUUGUGACAGCUGACAGAUCAAUUUUUUUAUUGAUUACGUGUCGAUACUCCUUCGUAGUUUACUGUGUAACAUGGAGUCAAUUGUAGAAUUUUAUUUAUAAAUUGACUCCGACUCUGAUCCAGUUUUUUAUUAUAAGAUGUGGUGAUACCAGACUAUGUAUUUGUCUCAUGUUGUAGUAAUUAGUGCCUAGUAAAUAUACAUUCUGUCAGAAUCAUAAAGAUUCGUAGUUUCCAGUGUUUUUCACGAUUGUAAUAUUGUAACAAUAUGAUAAUCUUUUUUAAAAUGCAUGUUUAUCGAUAAAACUGAACUUAACCUCCCAUCUUAUAUCUAGAUUCUAGAUAAUAGGUUACGCUAGUUUUUAAUGUUUAUGGUCGUUGAAUAAAAUUGAAGUUUUUCGCAUA